Molecule: messenger RNA, 4533 nt
Organism: Apodemus sylvaticus (European woodmouse)
Lineage: Eukaryota; Metazoa; Chordata; Mammalia; Rodentia; Muridae
Gene: Clcn4
Product: chloride voltage-gated channel 4
Exons: 13
Coding region: 327-2609 (760 amino acids)
Biological process (GO): transmembrane transport; chloride transport
Cellular component (GO): early endosome; Golgi apparatus; synaptic vesicle
Molecular function (GO): voltage-gated chloride channel activity
Source: RefSeq, a predicted model, not a curated record
CUAGGGCUGAAAUCGACAUUUGCCUCUGGCAGGAAAAUGAACUUGUCAGUUUCAGUGUGCUUCAGACCCUCGACCCAAAGGAGCCAGGAAUUGCAGUAGCAAGUUACCUCUGAAUCUCAGAGCUAUAAAGGGUCUUCCCACCCCACCCUCAGACCUUCAGUCUUGCUGCCAGCCGCAGGACUCCAAAGACAUCACGUGGCAGCGUGGAGCCCGCCUCCUGAUGACGUCACACAACUCGCAGCAGAUGCGCUGAAGAAAGGAUGCUCUAGGAUGCUGUCCAGGUGGACGGCCACGCUGCAAGAUGCGGCAGUGCAGGAGUAACUAGCAUGGUCAGUGCAGGAGCCAUGAGUGCCUCUGGGAACCUAAUGGACUUCCUUGAUGAGCCGUUCCCUGAUGUGGGGACCUAUGAAGACUUCCACACCAUAGACUGGCUGAGGGAAAAGUCCCGGGACACUGACAGACAUAGAAAGAUAACCAGCAAAAGUAAGGAGUCUAUUUGGGAGUUCAUCAAGAGCCUGCUAGAUGCUUGGUCAGGAUGGGUGGUGAUGCUACUCAUUGGGCUCCUAGCAGGUACUUUGGCUGGAGUCAUUGAUCUCGCUGUUGAUUGGAUGACGGACCUCAAGGAGGGGGUCUGUCUGUCUGCAUUCUGGUAUAGCCAUGAACAGUGCUGUUGGACAUCCAAUGAGACGACUUUUGAGGACAGAGACAAGUGUCCCCUGUGGCAGAAGUGGUCAGAGCUUCUUCUGAGCCAGUCUGAGGGUGCCAGUGCUUACAUUCUGAAUUACUUAAUGUACAUUCUAUGGGCCUUGCUGUUCGCAUUUCUGGCUGUCUCCCUGGUACGUGUGUUUGCACCAUAUGCCUGUGGCUCUGGCAUACCUGAGAUAAAGACUAUUUUGAGUGGCUUUAUCAUCAGGGGCUACUUGGGGAAAUGGACUCUUCUAAUCAAGACUGUCACCCUCGUGCUGGUAGUAUCCUCUGGCCUGAGCCUUGGGAAAGAGGGGCCACUGGUACAUGUGGCAUGUUGCUGUGGCAACUUCUUCAGCAGCCUUUUCUCCAAGUAUAGCAAGAAUGAAGGCAAGAGGCGUGAGGUGCUUUCAGCUGCAGCUGCUGCUGGUGUCUCUGUAGCCUUUGGUGCUCCCAUAGGAGGUGUGCUUUUUAGUCUGGAGGAGGUCAGUUACUAUUUUCCCUUGAAAACCUUGUGGAGGUCAUUUUUUGCAGCCCUAGUGGCUGCCUUCACACUGCGCUCUAUCAACCCCUUUGGAAAUAGCCGCCUGGUUCUCUUUUAUGUGGAGUAUCAUACACCUUGGUACAUGGCUGAACUCUUCCCUUUCAUCCUGCUUGGAGUCUUUGGGGGUUUGUGGGGAACCCUCUUCACACGCUGUAACAUCGCCUGGUGCCGGAGGCGUAAAACCACCAGGCUGGGGAAGUAUCCAGUGUUGGAGGUCAUUGUGGUGACAGCCAUCACGGCCAUCAUUGCCUAUCCCAAUCCCUACACUCGCCAGAGUACCAGUGAGCUCAUAUCUGAGCUAUUCAAUGAUUGUGGGGCUCUUGAGUCUUCUCAGCUCUGUGAUUACAUCAAUGACCCCAACAUGACUCGGCCUGUGGAUGACAUUCCGGACCGGCCAGCUGGAGUUGGCGUUUAUACAGCAAUGUGGCAGCUGGCCUUGGCACUGAUCUUCAAAAUAGUCAUUACUAUAUUUACCUUUGGCAUGAAGAUUCCCUCAGGUCUCUUCAUCCCCAGUAUGGCUGUAGGCGCCAUGGCAGGCCGGAUGGUGGGAAUUGGAGUGGAGCAGCUGGCCUACCAUCACCAUGACUGGAUCAUCUUCAGGAACUGGUGCAGGCCUGGAGCGGACUGUGUCACACCAGGGCUUUAUGCGAUGGUGGGAGCUGCAGCCUGUCUAGGUGGAGUGACUAGGAUGACUGUGUCUCUGGUGGUCAUCAUGUUUGAAUUGACUGGAGGUCUGGAGUAUAUUGUACCCCUGAUGGCAGCCGCUGUCACCAGCAAGUGGGUGGCUGAUGCCUUUGGGAAAGAAGGGAUCUAUGAAGCCCACAUCCAUCUGAAUGGGUACCCAUUUCUUGAUGUGAAGGAUGAGUUCACCCACCGCACCCUGGCCACUGAUGUGAUGCGGCCCCGGAGGGGAGAACCACCACUGUCGGUACUAACCCAGGACAGCAUGACUGUGGAGGAUGUGGAGACUCUCAUCAAGGAGACAGACUACAAUGGCUUUCCUGUGGUGGUCUCCAGAGACUCAGAGCGUCUCAUUGGCUUUGCCCAGAGGCGGGAGCUAAUUUUGGCUAUAAAAAAUGCCAGACAGAGACAAGAGGGCAUCGUGAGCAAUUCCAUCAUGUACUUCACAGAGGAACCCCCUGAGCUGCCUGCCAACAGCCCACAUCCACUGAAGCUGAGGCGCAUUCUGAACCUGAGCCCUUUCACUGUCACAGACCACACCCCGAUGGAGACAGUGGUGGACAUUUUCCGGAAACUGGGGCUCCGACAAUGCCUAGUGACACGGAGUGGGAGACUUCUUGGGAUCAUCACAAAAAAAGAUGUUUUGAGACACAUGGCCCAGAUGGCAAACCAGGACCCUGAAUCCAUCAUGUUUAAUUAGCAAUAAGAUGGAAAUUAUUUUGAGAAGACCAAUAAUUAUAUCAUUUUUUAAGAAAUAACCAGAUGAUACAUUAUGAUUCUAAUGAAAAAACAUGCACCGAGGGCAGCAAAAAACAAAAGCUUUGUUUGAAAAGAGGGAGAAAAGAAUGAAACCUUUUUUAAUGGCAAAAUCAUAAAUUAGUAGGCAUUUUAUAGCUUAAACUUCAAAGCUGUGUUUCUUAAUAAAUUUACUAACUGCUUUGGGGGUAUGUGGGAGGGUGUAAAUGACAAGAAUUAUAUGAAGACAUGGAACACAGAAGCACCUUCAGUCAAGGUUGAUAUUCAUAAUUUUGGAGUAUACAUGAAGUUUUGAGUCCAAAAGACAAAGGGCUAUUCGCAUGCUACUGUUAGAUAUUGGUUCCUAAAAUUUUGCUAUGAUGUUACAGAAUCAUACUGAAGAUAUUGCACUUACUUAGUUGAAAGAGAAAAGAAAAUUAAAGCUGGAUACAGAGAAAGCUACAAGCAGGCCCUGAUAAGGGGUAUACUUUUGACCAUCUCAUUUCUUGCCUUUUUUCUCAAGCCCAUUAUUCUGUUUCUUUAUUAGUCUGAACCAGAAUCAGUAGUGCACACCAUAGUGAGCUUGAAGUGAAAGACUUCUCUACAGAAGACCUUGAGAUUGGUCUAAACUUUUGGACUAUGAACCAUGUAGUGCUAUAUGGACAUUUCUCUUAUAAAGGUGGACACAUUUUUACUUCGAGGGGAUACCAGCCUCAUCACUGGUUUGCAACCUCAAAGCAUCAACUUCACUUAUUUAUAUGGUUACUUGUACAUUUGAUGUAUUGAUCAGUCCAGCACUUUCCAUGGAUUAUUGCCUGUGUGCUCCUGGAUUGCUGUAGUGUGUUUUUGUUUCCAAGUAGCAUGUGCAAUACUCAAAACCAGCUACCUAGUGUUUCUACUUAACUUUCUUCUCAGGUCUUCCAGAUAGAGCCAUGAUGAGAGUGAAGCAUAUGAGUUCUCAGUGGGAACUCCUCCAAAUGGAUUACAAGAGAAAUAGUAAAUUGAUUCUAAAUCUGUUCCAUUCUCUUCUCUGUAGGAUAUAAAAUGUCCAGUUUUAAUGCCUAAACAUGUACUUUCAAACUAGCAAUCACAGCACGGGACAGAGUUACAUUUUAUACAGCCAAUUGAAGCACUGGGUCUCUUUGUGUUUGAACUUAAUGCCACUUUUAUUCUUUACAUUCUGCACAUCUGUUUUUUUCUGCAGGAAGGAAUUAGUGUUUCUGGGCCAUUGCACGAUCUAUGUAAGAUUUGUGUCAUUUGGCAUUUCACUUCAUCUUUGCUCCUCACUUUUCACUGUGUUGUCAUCCUUCUUUUCAAUCUUAUUGUCAUUGGGUGUUAUUGUAUCAGGUACAUGUGCACUUGAUUGUAUGUAACAGACACUGAUAGUGCGCCUAAGAAACCCAUGACAUUGCCCCUCCAGGACAGUCUUUACACUAUUGCCAGGGUUCCAAAUUCUUCUGGUAUUUCAUUUUCACUUUUCUUAUUCUCUGUCCCUUGGCUUACUGCCUUAGUUGUAAAAAUAUUGCCCAGAUGCCAGGUGUGAUUUCUACUUACUCUCUGUGUCGGAAGAAGGAGGAAGAGGCAAGUCACGAGAUGAAAUAUGUAUACAUUUCCCAGAGAUGCUCAAUAUACAACCAUUGGCUAGAAUUCUGUUAUAUGCCCCAUUCUCCUAGAUGUCUGUAAGUACAGGAAGGAAAAUUUUUAGCUAAACACAUUACUUUCUGGAUGAAAUUUAGAUUCUGUUAAUCGAGAAAGGGGAUUAGUAUCUGUCAUAUUAAAUUCCAACAUCAUGUCCCUACCAUUGUCUUUGGUGUGUUUUUUACUCUCUGAUGCUUGAUAACCUGAAUAUUCCUCCAAACAUUCUUAUAACUGUUUUGCAUCUUAUCCAG